Cebus imitator (Panamanian white-faced capuchin) is the source of this 2076-nucleotide messenger RNA. It is a transcript of the gene ALDH3A2, whose product is annotated as aldehyde dehydrogenase 3 family member A2. Gene Ontology annotation, cellular component: cytoplasm. The transcript has 10 exons. The record is from RefSeq and is a predicted model, not a curated record. Gene Ontology annotation, biological process: aldehyde metabolic process. Lineage: Eukaryota; Metazoa; Chordata; Mammalia; Primates; Cebidae. Gene Ontology annotation, molecular function: aldehyde dehydrogenase (NAD+) activity. Bases 446 to 1903 code for a protein of 485 amino acids.
GGGCGCUCCCAGCAGGACGGCAAAUACCCAUCCUCCAUCCCUAACCCAGACGCCUACUGGCCCGUGACCGCACUCCGCUCCUUGACUGCGCGCUCCACACCACAACCCAGGCCGCGGCCGGAGCCCAGGGAGUGGGCGGGGUCCGCAUGAGCAGGGCCGGCGUCCGGCCAGCGGCUGUCACGUGGGCCUCCCGGGCCAAUAGGCGCGCGGCUUUGGGUCGAGCUCAGUCAGCCCCACGGCGACUGGGCCUGGCAGACUGACUAGGUGGAUGCGGAGGCCGCGACUAAGCGGCCGAGUCUUAGGCGAGUGAGGUACGGCUGCGGGUCGCCGGUGGGGACGCCCCGGAGGGAGGCGGAGGGAGGGGAGGCGAGGCCCGCCCUUGCAUGCAUCCCGCCUCUCACGCACCGGCGCCCCGCGACUGUGCAGUUCUCUGCAGGACCGGGCCAUGGAGCGCGAAGUCCAGCGAGUCCGCCAGGCGUUCCUGUCCGGCCGGUCGCGACCCUUGCGGUUCCGGCUGCAGCAGCUGGAGGCCCUGCGGAGGAUGGUGCAGGAGCGCGAGAAGGACAUCCUGGCGGCCAUCUGCUCCGAUCUGUGCAAGAGCGAAUUCAAUGCAUACAGUCAGGAAGUCAUUUCUGUCCUUGGGGAAAUUGAUUUUAUGCUUGAAAAUCUUCCUGAAUGGGUUACUGCUAAACCAGUUAAGAAGAACCUGCUCACCAUGCUGGAUGAGGCCUAUCUUCAGCCACAGCCUCUAGGAGUGGUGCUGAUAAUCGGAGCUUGGAACUACCCGUUUCUUCUCGCCAUUCAGCCACUGAUAGGAGCCAUUGCUGCAGGAAAUGCUGUGAUUAUCAAGCCUUCUGAACUGAGUGAAAAUACAGCCACGAUCUUGGCUAAGCUUCUGCCUCAGUAUUUAGACCAGGACCUCUAUAUUGUUAUUAAUGGUGGUGUUGAGGAAACCACGGAGCUCCUGAAGCAGCGAUUUGACCACAUUCUCUAUACGGGAAACACUACAGUUGGGAAAAUUGUCAUGGAAGCUGCUGCCAAGCAUCUGACCCCUGUGACUCUUGAACUGGGAGGGAAAAGUCCAUGUUAUAUUGAUAAAGAUUGUGACCUGGACAUUGUUUGCAGACGCAUAACCUGGGGAAAAUACAUGAAUUGUGGCCAAACGUGCAUUGCCCCCGACUACAUUCUCUGUGAAGCAUCCCUCCAGAAUCAAAUUGUGCAGAAGAUUAAAGAAACGGUGAAGGAAUUUUAUGGAGAAAAUGUAAAAGAGUCUCCUGAUUAUGAAAGGAUCAUCAAUCAUCGUCAUUUUAAGAGAAUACUAAGUUUGCUUGAAGGACAAAAGAUAGCUUUUGGUGGGGAGACGGAUGAGGCCACACGCUACAUAGCCCCAACAGUACUUACUGAUGUUGAUCCUAAAACCAAGGUGAUGCAAGAAGAAAUUUUUGGACCAGUUCUUCCAAUAGUGCCUGUGAAAAAUGUAGAUGAGGCCAUAAAUUUCAUAAAUGAACGUGAAAAGCCUCUGGCUCUCUAUGUAUUUUCACAUAACAAUAAGCUCAUCAAACGGAUGAUUGAUGAGACGUCCAGUGGGGGUGUCACAGGCAAUGACGUCAUCAUGCACUUCAUGCUCAACUCUUUCCCCUUUGGAGGAGUGGGUUCCAGUGGAAUGGGAGCUUAUCAUGGAAAACAUACUUUCGAUACUUUUUCUCAUCAGCGUCCCUGUUUAUUAAAAAGUUUAAAGAGAGAAGGUGCUAACAAACUCAGAUAUCCUCCCAACAGCCAGUCAAAGGUGGACUGGGGAAAAUUUUUUCUCUUGAAACGGUUCAACAAAGAAAAACUCGGUCUCCUGUUGCUCACUUUCCUGGGUAUUGUAGCAGCUGUGCUUGUCAAGGCUGAAUAUUACUGAAGAAUGAUCCUGUUCAACCUCAUAGUGCCUCUACUGAAUUAUUCCUCUUUUAAAUGGUUAAUGAGCCAAUAAUUUUUAAAUCCUACCAAAAGGAGUAAGAAAAUAUGCAAACACACCGUGAUCAAACUCAAAGAUCAUUGCUAUUCAUCAUUAAUAAAAGUUGCCAUUUUAGC